GCGGCGCCGCGCACAGUCCGGCUUCGUGGUGACGGCGCCGCGGGGAGUGGGGGCAAUGCCCGGGACGGCAGCGCCCUGCUGCGGGGCCGCGGGAUAGCGCGGGGCGCCGCGCACCUUCCGCGGGCCACCCCGUGCCGGCAGAAGCUGGAGCGGCGAGACUGCUCUGCAAUGACUACAGCAAGAUAUAGGCCUACCUGGGACUUAGUACUUGACCCAUUAGUGUCCUGCAAACUCUGCCUGGGUGAAUAUCCUGUGGAGCAGAUGACAACAAUAGCACAAUGCCAAUGUAUCUUCUGUACCCUGUGCCUAAAACAGUAUGUGGAACUUUUGAUCAAAGAAGGUCUAGAAACAGCAAUCAGCUGUCCUGAUGCUGCCUGCCCAAAACGAGGUCAUCUGCAAGAAAAUGAGAUUGAGUGUAUGGUUGCAUCAGAAAUCAUGCAAAGGUAUAAGAAGCUACAGUUUGAAAGAGAAGUGCUUUUGGAUCCGUGUCGGACUUGGUGUCCAUCCUCUACUUGCCAGGCAGUUUGCCAGCUCCAAGAAUCAAGCCCACAGGACCCCCAGCUGGUCCAGUGCAAAGCCUGCGACAUUGAGUUCUGCUCUGCUUGCAAAUCUAAUUGGCAUCCAGGUCAAGGCUGUCAAGAGAAUAUGCCAAUCUCCUUUCUUCCAGGAGAAACAAGUUCAGUUUUUAAAAUGGAAGAAGAUGAUGCUCCAAUCAAACGCUGUCCAAAGUGUAAAGUUUACAUUGAACGAGAUGAAGGCUGUGCCCAAAUGAUGUGUAAGAACUGCAAACAUGCCUUUUGCUGGUACUGUCUGGAAUCUCUAGAUGAUGAUUUUCUCCUUAUACAUUAUGACAAAGGACCUUGUCGAAACAAACUGGGACACUCCAGGGCGUCUGUUAUCUGGCACAGAACACAGGUGGUUGGAAUUUUUGCAGGAUUUGGUCUUCUACUUUUGGUGGCCUCCCCUUUCCUUCUACUUGCUACACCAUUUGUUCUGUGCUGCAAGUGCAAAUGUAAUAAAGGAGAUGAUGACCCUCUACCUACCUAGACUGAGAGACAACUGGACUCAUCACAACAUGUUUUGAUUUUAUUGUUGCUGUUGAUGUUUCCCUUCUUGCACUUACAUUGCUGUAGCGUUACUUGCCCCAUUCUGCUUUUCAUUGACAGACAGUCUUGGUUUCAGUAACUGUUGUUACUGCCAUUGCAUAGGUAAUUGAUAAUAGACAAGGAGGGGAACAGAAGGCAAGAUUGGUGCUAAAGGGAGACCAUGGACUUGGGUAGCUAUCUGAAAUGAAGCAGUGAUACUGCUAAAAAUAAUGCAAAAAGUUUCUGCUGCCCUGCUGGUGCACUGGGAACUGUACUGAAAGACAUCAGCAAAACAAGCUUAAAAUGCAUACAAAUCUAAACUUCUGCAUAUCUUUUUGCUUCCAAAUUUGGUGUCUUAUUCCUAUAUAUAUUUAACUUGCCUAUCAUUUAAAUGAGAUAGUCAACCUAGUGUGACUUUGCCAUGUUUGUUACAUAUCUGUUUUUGUUGAAGCCAUUACAAUGUCCUUUUUAGUACCUAUUUGAAGUAUAACAAAAUCAAUAAGGUGCAUACAGGCCAUCCUAUGCCUUUCUUGAGAUUUGGAGAGGGUUAGAGGGACAAAAUUGGUCCUGUUGCCUUUCAGGAAAUUUUUUGAAGUCUUAUAAGGAGCUUGUUUGAUUGAAAGCUACAUUUAAGAAAGGAAUUACUAGAGCUGAAAGGUUGAGCACUGACACAAACCUACCUAAUCAAGGUUCUUUUAAAAAAUCAUUGAUGGUGUUGAUUACCGCUGGACUGCUAGUUCAGUUUUUCCGAAUUGUUAUUUUUUUGCUGUUGUUUAGGGUUCUGCUACACUUAUAGGGCUACAUACCUUCUAAUCCAGGUAUCUUAAUCUUUUUAUAUAGAGAUAUAUAUAUAUAAUCCUAUUUAAACCAAAUGUGUAAAUAGCUGUGCUAUUGAAAUAUUUUGGAAGUUCAAGAUAGCUUGCUUCUGUCUUUAGGGCAGUUACUAAAAAAAAUGCAGGACUAACUUAACUAUUUAGCAGACUCUUGGGUUAUCGAUGAAUCUUUCCUUUUAAGAAUAGAAAUACAUCAGGAUUAUCCCUGUAGUUAAUAAAAAUGCCUGGGAUAUUUGUGGAAGUUGUACUUUGCAUUUAAAAUACUUAGCCCAUUUUCAGAGUUACUAUCGUAUGAUAUAUGGUGUUUGCUGUUAAUAACAAUACUGUGAUGAAACAACUUUUUAUUUAAAAAGUAAUCACUUGACUUGAUAGUUCUGCAGUAUUCAGAGUGCUGUGGUUCCAGGGUAGCAAAGCAUUCUAGUCAACAUGCUAUUAAUCAUUGUGGCUUCUCUUCAGAAAUAUUUUGGUGAAAAUCAUUUUGCUCCAAUUUUAAAUAAUUGGGCAAUAAUUUGACUAAACUUAUUUUCAUGGAAUAUGAAGCACCUGAAACAAUGUGUAUGUCUGUGCUUGGUACUGAAGGAAGACAUUCUUUUGAAUAUCUUGUGUACCGAAGUUUGACUGCGGUUUUGACAUGUUCAUUUAUUUUUGUGUGUUAGCAAUGUACUGAGAUGAGUGAACAUGCUGAAGCCCAAAUAACUUUGCACUGAAAAUGUAUUAAGACCCUUAAAUGCAACCGCUUCAGGCUGGGAAUAUGUUUUCAUAGCUCAACCAUAAGGAAAUGACUCAUUUAUUAUAUUGUGUUUUAUACUCUCUAUCUGUUAUAUAAAAGGACUGUAAGGUACAGUUUUGAAAAGGGACACUGUCUUUCCAUGAAACUCCCUUCUCUUCCCUCUUCUUCCAGGAUUGAUGGAAUGCAAAUUAAAAUUGCACCUAACCACUGAUUUUAGCUCCAGGAUCUGGAGACUACUGCAAUUUGCUGAUUUGGCUUGAUUUUAAUUAGUUUAGACAUUGUAAUGUGAAGAAAGAGAAUAGCUGGUUUCCAGCAGAUCUGAGCUCCUUGUGAUAUCUUCAGCUUAUUAAUAGUUCUUUUGUUAUUAGAGCAUUUUUAGCAUUUGAGCCACCUUUGUUACGAAAAAAAAAUGCUUAGUUAUUCAGAAACAUCUGUAGGGAAGUGAGGUUAGUGCAUUCGAUCACUGUUUGCCAGCCCCCAAGGGGUGUGUGAGGCACUGCUGAGUUCAGUGGGCAGUGAAAUGUUUUUCUCACUCCAGCUCUGGUAGCAGCUCAGGCUGCUGUCCCAACUCAGAGCCUACUGUGCAGGAGUAAUGGAAACCUUUCUGCCAAGGACAGCUUCCUGCAGGUAAGUUUGAGCUAUGACCUUUCACUCUUGGCCCUGUAAUUCUAUUUAACUGGAGAAAAAAAGACAGCCUGGACAACAGGACCUGAGGAUUUCAUGGGCUGUUUGGGAUGACUAAAGGAUUUUGCUGGAUGUGGCAGUGGCUGUCAUGACCAUUCUGCCUCUGGGAUGAUAGUAAACAGCAGAUAGUAAACUGUUAACAGGAUGGAGUGUCCUGAUAAUGUGGUUUUUUUUUUUUUAUCUGUGCCUUUCUUUGAGACAGCCUUUAUGUGGCAAUAUGGCAAAAGAAGUUUUCCUUGGUACUGUGUGGCCAGUUAGUAAUCAGUGUCAAAAUGAAUGCAUUUCCAGAUUUAAAAGAAAAAGGAAAGAAAAAUAAGUCUUUACAACCACAGGCAUUUUAAAAUGGCAGUUUAUAAUAGAUGCUCACAGGUAACAUAAAAUCAGAAAACUCUGUACUCCUGUCAGUGUAUCUCUCUGUCUCUGAUCUCAACAUACUUGAAUUGCUACUGGAGAUUUGUAUGACACAUCUCUUGUUUCACUUCCUGGCUGUUGGGAUAGACUAUAUGCCUGCAUAUAUUUACCAAAUACCUAAUCCUUUCAGGUUUGCUAGGUGUCAUUCCAUCUGUGUUCUUCUUGGAGAUUUUUUGGGGUAUUGUGUGUUUAGUUUGGGAGGGUUUUAAUUUGUUUUUUUAUUGUUUUUUUGGUUUUUUUGUUUUGUGGGGUUUUUUAAUUAAUGCUGUUUUGUUUCCAAUGUAGCAACUUCUCAUGGUUAUGUGUUGAGGUCAGGGUGGUUUUAUGUUACAGCUUAAGUUGAUAGUUUGACGUUUAAUACCCUGAAAUGGAAUUGCAAAUACAUUAUAUUAAACUUUGACAUUUAAAUCCCCUGCCAUGGAAAAGUGGAUUUUUGUCUGCCACUUUUCAGGGGAAAUUCUGUUAACAAGAGCUUUGGCGUUUUAGAUUUGCACCAGAAAAAUAAGAUUCAUCACAUAACUUCUGUUGCAUUUUCAUGGUUAUGCUAUUAUUUAAGUUCAUUGGCAUUGUCCUAAAUGCUGUUUUUAAUGAAAUUUGUAAUGUUACAUCAUUUGCACGUCUGUUGGGAUAAACUGGUGUCAUGUCCAGCAAGCAUAUGGUCCAGACACCAGAGACUUUGCAUCUCCCUAGGCUUGCCAUUGAUGAGCUGGGCUGAAGGCAGACCUGAGAGACAUCAGUAGUAGGGCUUGCGCUGGCUUCAGUAAUGGUAGCAUUGAUAGCACUUCCCCAUGUGACAUUGGGCAAGUCACUUUUCUCCUUUUAUCUCAAUAUAACCAUCUUUUAAAUGAAGGGGGCAAUGUUUACCUACCUUACAGGAGGGCUGUGAGGCCAAAUUCAUUGGUUCAGAGGCUCUUUUAAGAUUCUGUAAUGAAACAUUACAAAGAAAUGCUUAUUGUAGUUUUAUGUUAAUAUCUCAAUUUUAUUCAUGCUGGCAUUCAUCCUGAAACCUCCUACCACUGACUUUAGCAUGCCAAGAAUUUGGGAUGCUUUCCCCCCACAUACCGAGGAGCGUGAUCUUUCCUCAAACACUCCAUCGUAUGAAUUAGGCAAAAUCCCGAAUAAGAGCUCCCUAGAUCAACUCUCUGCUUACAGGUGAACUCCUGACAUGCAGGAAACACAAUCAAAACUAGUGAAAAGCCCUCUUGUUUACGGAGCUGAUAGGAUAAAAUAUUCAUGGAUCAGAAAAAGACAAAGUGCUUUUGAUUUAAAAUUGUUGCAGGCAGGAAAACAAAAAUGAAGUUUUGUGCAUUUCAUCUGUAGGCCUUUUACUGUAUAGGAAUAAGUAUAUUUAAUACAGCCCAUUUUCAUCCCAGCAAGGUGCAGCAUGCAUAAAGCUUUCAGCAGGUUUGCUUUUUUUAUAAAACCAAAGUUUGUACAUUUGACGUACAUAACAUAAAAUCCUGAGGAAAACAGGUAGAAUACAGUUGUUGAUGAUAGUGAUAUUAAAGACAUCAAAAAACCCUGUGUCAGUGCUUAAUUACUAAUAAACUUUUACUGAGUAAGGCAUGCUGUUUGUGUUUAGAGCCCUGUGGUCCUCAUUAUUGCUUUGAUUUUAUGUAUCUCUCUUAUAAGAAUUCCAGGAACAAUAGGUAAAGGUACAUGGUGCAUAACUGAACCUUUCUCGAUCAUUUUAUCAUGGAUGUAUUUUAAACUUGUAUAGGGAUAAGCAUGAAGGAGUCAUGCAUAUGUAUAAAUAAUGUACUUGACCAGUGUAAAAAUAGUUCUGUUGAUGUAUUUGAAAUGUAAGUACAUUUUGUGCCACUAACACUGUGAUGUAUAAAAGAACUGUUGAAUGCCUUUUAAUGUUGUGUUUUGUACUUUGAAUCAUAUUUAAGAGUUUAAUUUGUAAUUUCAAUAGAUAUUUUAAAUGA
Messenger RNA from Colius striatus (speckled mousebird), 5674 nucleotides. RefSeq names its product ring finger protein 144A (gene RNF144A). NCBI's taxonomy places the organism in Eukaryota, Metazoa, Chordata, Aves, Coliiformes, Coliidae. Gene Ontology annotation, cellular component: ubiquitin ligase complex; Golgi apparatus; cytoplasm. The transcript has 8 exons. The record is from RefSeq and is a predicted model, not a curated record. The coding region runs from base 169 to 1047 and encodes 292 amino acids. Gene Ontology annotation, biological process: positive regulation of proteasomal ubiquitin-dependent protein catabolic process; protein polyubiquitination; ubiquitin-dependent protein catabolic process. Gene Ontology annotation, molecular function: ubiquitin conjugating enzyme binding; ubiquitin protein ligase activity; zinc ion binding.